AUGAAGAUCCUGUCAUGGAAUAUCCGAGGUAUGGGCUCGGACGUUAAGAUCUCAGAACUACGCAGAAUUAUUCGUGUUAACAGGAUAGAAGUUGUAGUUAUUCAAGAAACAAAGAAAGACGAUUUUUCUGAUCUAGAAAUUGGGCGAAUCUGGUUUGACGAUGAGUUUGAUUUUAGAUUUUCAAAAGCGGUGGGUAGAGCAGGGGAUAUUAUUACUGUUUGGGACAAGAGUAGAUUUCAGUUAGAGGAUAGCUUCAUUCAAAGUAGAUUGAUUCUUAUUAGAGGUAAAUGUACUUUGGAUUUGUCGAUAUAUUCUUUAGUGAAUGUUUAUGCUCCAUGCGAUAGCAGUGAACAACUGUCCCUUUGGUUCGAGGUUGAGUCAUUAAGGAGGACAAACAAUAGCAGAUGGUUUUUCGGUGGAUACUUCAAUAGUUCAAUGCUAUUCGAAAUCGAAGCGAGAGAAGUGGAAAAUUCCAAACUUCUUGACAUGCCCUUAACAGGGAGAAAAUUUACAUGGUUCGGCCCAGGAAAUAGGAGAAACCGACUUGAUAGAAUUUUUGUGGAAGAGGACUGGUUCAAAGAGAAUAGUGAGGCUACUCUUUGGGGGCUACCAAGAGAAGUAUCAGACCAUAUUCCGAUAAUUUUGGGUAAGGAAAUGAUAGAUUGGGGUCCGAGACCAUUCAAGAUUAUAAACGCUUGGCUAAAUCAAGAGAGUUGCACGGAGGUUAUAAAGGAAACUUUAGAGCUGGAUGCGAUAAAUGAUAAAGAUUUGUUUGCAAAACCACGUAGAGUGGAAGGAGCGCUAAAAAAGUGGAACAAGGAAUGCUUUGGUACUAUAGACACUGAAGCGCAGAAGAUGGAGGCAUGGAUAAACGAGUUAGACACGAAAAGAGAUUAUAUGAUCUAG
Hibiscus syriacus is the source of this 906-nucleotide messenger RNA. RefSeq lists its product as uncharacterized. The transcript is spliced from 2 exons. Lineage: Eukaryota; Viridiplantae; Streptophyta; Magnoliopsida; Malvales; Malvaceae. The coding region runs from base 1 to 906 and encodes 301 amino acids. The record is from RefSeq and is a predicted model, not a curated record. Gene Ontology annotation, molecular function: catalytic activity.